CAUUGGCUGUGUGCUCUUUGGAGCAUGAUGCGGGGUCAAAGGUCACGCCCCUUAUCUACAGGCAAGUCGUGCUGACGCGGCUUCCUGCUUUGUUGUCCAGCACCAUUGUGGGGGACCAUGGAACGGUCACUGCCAUCAGCAGAAAGUUUGCUUUCCUACACACACACACACACACGCGCAUUCAUACAAACGCACACAUACACACAAACCCACGCACACAGUCACUUACUUUUGCGCACAAUACUCUCACUUUAUAUCUAAAUUUUUUCUUUAUUUUCUUUCUUUUUUCUUCCCCUCUUUUAUUUCAGCGAGUUUCUCUGUGAUCGGCUUUUUCUUUUUGUGUGUCUCUUUCUUUUGAUCCUCGGUGCAGGCGGUCCAAGCCUUUGAGCCCUGCGUGUGUAAUGUGCUGACUGCAGGAGCGGCGUCCAUCGCUCUAUUGUUCCCGAGGGGCCGGUGCUGGACACUCUUGUGUGAAUUAUAGUGCUGUACAGACAGGCAGUUUACAUACAUAUACACCUCACAACACACCACUUACACACUUGUGUCAUUUGUGUGCAUAUUUGAAUAGAAAUCGUCCACAGAUGUUUGACUAUGCAGCCAUGAAUCUCCAUGAAUCUCUCAUGUGCACACAUGAGAAUGAUCAGCUUACCCCGAUGGGAUAUCAAACCAGUCAGACAAGGGUAUUUAAACAUAGAUACUGAAUGAGUAUUAAUGGUAUACCGGAUGUAGUUCUGUAAUAUGUUCAUAACUAUGAUAGUCUCUACUGCACUUUAGAAGGUGAGGUGUUUGUACUGCUCAGAAAACACUGUCCUGUAGGUUAGUAUUUGUGAUGAAUUAAAUUGAUGUAUAAAAUGCUAUGAAAAUGAGAUUUUCUAGCCUAUUUAGGCAACAGUGGGUGUUUUAGUUAUUAGUUAUUUUGUAUUGAUGAGGAGUAAAAAAAAGGUUGAAUAUAAUAAAGUUAAAUUUAAAGUUGUAAACUGACUUCAAGGUCUUAAUGGAUAAGUCGGAUCUGUAAGUGUGUGAGUUUCUUUGUAUGCUCUGAAUGUAUAUCUGACGGCGUGAACAGGCUCCUCUUUCCUCUUUCGCUCCAUGACUGUGUGUGUGCAUGACUGAGCAUGUUUGUAUAUAGGCGUGAGUGAAAGGGUGAAAGGACCAGAGACAUGGGGUCAGUUGACGCGGACAUGGCGUGCAGGUCGGAGACAGAUCACAGCUCGGUGUGGAAGAACUCAGUAGCAGAGUCACUGGCGAGACAUUCCCUUCUGGGAUGAUCUGUCCCCUGGACCAGGACUUUUGGGUUUGGCCCGCUGAUUGUUGACCGUUUGGAACUUGUGCUUAUAUGCACUGGGCACGGUGCCCUCCAUCCAGUCCGAAUGUAGCGGACUAAAGCCCGGCAGCUCAGUGCUGAACAAUGACCAGUACAGCAAUGUGCUGACUCCCUGCCCCGACCAACGGGCCCAGCUGCUUUUCAGCACCAGCAUGUAUAAAUAGGUCCGUUUAAUGUGGGUUCGGGACAUCGUGCUUGUGAAGCCCCCACAGUGAGGACUGCGCUGCUAUUCUUUGGGGCCGGUCAGGCAAAUCCGCAUUGAGACACACAGUAACAUGGCUCUGAAUAAUCCCAACCCAAUGGGACCAUGGAAGUGUGUGUGUGUGGAAUGUGCAUACUACAUGUAUGCAUUUGUGUCCUCUCCAGAUCACAGUUUAUGACCAGGAGAACUUCCAAGGGAAGCGUCUGGAGUUUACCUCAGCCUGCCAGAACAUCAUGGAGUGUGGCGUUGACAACAUCCGCUCCCUGAAGUUGGAGUGUGGAGCCUGGGCAGGAUAUGAGCACUCCAGCUUCUGUGGACAGCAGUUUGUGUUGGAGAGAGGAGAGUAUCCUCACUGGGAGUCAUGGAGCGGCAGCAACGCCUACCACAUUGAGAGGAUGAUGUCCUUCCGCCCCAUCUGCUCUGCUAACCACAAGGAGUCCAAGAUGGUGUUGUUUGAGAAGGAGAACUUCAUGGGACGCCAGUGGGAGAUAAACGAUGACUACCCCUCUCUGCAGGCGAUGGGCUGGGGCAACAACGAGAUUGGAUCUAUGCAAGUUCAGAGUGGAUCCUGGGUGUGCUACCAGUUCCCAGGUUACCGGGGUUACCAGUACAUCAUGGAGUGUGAUCGUCAUGGCGGCGAGUACAAACAUUACAGAGAGUGGGGCUCCCAUGCUCAGUCCUUCCGGGGGCGGUCGGUGGGUGGAAUCCACAAAUGA
This is a messenger RNA of Gasterosteus aculeatus aculeatus (three-spined stickleback), 2242 nucleotides long. The record is from RefSeq and is a predicted model, not a curated record. Lineage: Eukaryota; Metazoa; Chordata; Actinopteri; Perciformes; Gasterosteidae.